Messenger RNA from Harmonia axyridis, 2257 nucleotides. Its product is annotated as RING finger and transmembrane domain-containing protein 2-like. Lineage: Eukaryota; Metazoa; Arthropoda; Insecta; Coleoptera; Coccinellidae. Bases 260 to 1600 code for a protein of 446 amino acids. The transcript is spliced from 3 exons. Gene Ontology annotation, biological process: positive regulation of ERAD pathway. Gene Ontology annotation, molecular function: ubiquitin protein ligase activity. The record is from RefSeq and is a predicted model, not a curated record.
CCCAGUGGAACUCGGUCUUUUCUGAUUGGAACAUUCCCUAGGCGGGCACGCUUCUUUUUCGACAUCCGACAGUAACAGAAAUGACAAAAUGCUCUUUAUGAUGACACAGACCACCAUAUUUGACAAUAAUCUAAAUCAACUUUAGUGGUGUCGAAAUUCGGUCAGAAUGAUAGCGUUUAUUUAUUUUGUCGAUCCGUUAACAGUUCCGAAAACCCAGUGAGUUGUGUGCAAGUUAGAAUGGUGCAGUUGAGUGUUGAAAAUGGCAAGUAACGAUAGGUCAUCGAGCUCUCCAAACUUCCAUAACUUAUCGGAUAUGGCAUCGUCUUCGCAGGCUAGGCAUUCCUUACCGGCGAUAUCGGCUUCGGAUUCAUUUCAAAGAACCGUGGAAAGUGCUAGGUAUUUCCGGGACAAUCUGAAUAACGUAAUUAGAGAAAUUCAACCUCUGGUGGAAACCGCCCGUGCGGUCAACGCCGGCGUAAGCAUCUCCUUCACGUCUCGUUUAAAUCGACCUUCCUCUUCUUCUUCGGAUCCUCCUAAUAUUUUGCGUCAACAAUCUGCACCAGCCGAGGUAAAUCCGAGUUUCGUGGUGAAUAUUGAGGAACCAGAAGAGCCUAACGAUGCUAACACGCAUAUUAACCCAAACAACAGCGUGAACGAAGCAACAUCAUCGGAGGACACAAGCAACGCCUCCGAUGGGGAGAAUCUUCAAACGGUUGUGGAGGCCCAACAGAUGCUCCAGGUUGUUCUUAAGUACAUUCCAUUCAUUCUGAUCCUUCUUGCCAAAGGUAUUUACGAUUAUCACGAGGGCAUUUUUAUAAUUUUGAUAAUGUUGAUCACCUUCGCCAAUGCCAAUUCCACUGUUCGGAGAGAAGCCACGAAGAGGCACCGAAGGAGCAUAUCAAGUCUUGGGGUCGCUCUUCUAUACAUAGCGGCAUGUCUAUUGUUUAUUCACUUCAUUUUCGACGACGAGUUUCAGAAAUUCGACGACGUUUUGAACUUGGCACUCAUAAGAACUUUCCAACACCCAUUAACGGUGUGGAACUUGAUGUGGAUUGUCAUCGUAACUGACUUUGCCCUCAAACUUAUCACCAUCGUUAUCAAAAUCUUGUUCUCCAUGCUCCCAGGGAAGAUCCUAGCGUUCCAGAAAAGGGGUAAAAUCUACUUAUUGAUAGAGGCAUUCUCCCAGAUGUAUCGUAGCAUGGCUACCAUACAACCUUGGCUGUACUACCUUCUGGAAAGUUAUUCGGGACCUGAGAAAAUCGUUGCUGUCUUCUUAUCUGCUUUCUACAUGAUCUCCAAAGGUCCAGAUCUAAUGAGUCGGCUGAAGCUGUUCAAGACUGCCUGUUUCAAGUUGCUGCAGAAUGUGACGGUUGGUUCGGCGCCCACCAAGGAACAGAUCCAGACGGCCGGCGAAAACUGCCCGAUCUGCCACGACGAGUACGACUCUCCGGUGCUGCUGGAAUGCAGGCACAUCUUCUGCGAGAACUGCGUCACCACCUGGUUCGAUAGGGAGCAGACGUGCCCCCUCUGCAGGGCGAAGAUCGUGGACGACCCUUCAUGGCGCGACGGAUCCACGUCUUUCUUCGUGCAGAUCUUUUAGGGGGCGCGGACCUUUAGACCCCCCAUCUUCGCGCAGAUCUCGUAGGGUGUGCGGGCCUUUAGACGCGCACUUCGUUUUCAGACCCUUUAGGCGGUACCGACCUUUAGCCGAACGCCCCUAGGGGGGUAGGUUCGUUCUCUGCGCGUUUUAUCCCUCUUUUGUGUCGUCUAGUGUAGAGGAAACGGCGAUUGUCUGGGUUGCGUAUUUCGGUUUAGAGGUUAUGUUAGGUUAGGUCGGAGAAAGUCGGGCUCGUGAAGGUUGGAAAGCACCUUUAAAUGUUUUUUUUUUAUUCGGGAUUUCGAACGAUAUAACAUUUCCUGAAAGAGUCUAAAUUUUUUUUGUAUAUUGAAGAAGGUGCAUUUUUGCUGUGGCAGCAAAAUUUGGUUGUGCACAGACUAGGCUUUCGGUCCCAAAGAAUAAUCGUGGGUUUUAGAAAAGCGUUUUUAAACAUUCCCGAGAGAAAAAUUUUCGUUCCGAGAAUGGGUGAUAAUAUUAUAAUUUACACGUGAAUAUUUAUAUAUUUUUAUACAGCGAUUUAUUUCUCAAAUUGUAAAUAUCUGUUGUGGAGAUAGCUUCCCCUAAUAUAUUGCUUUAUUAUUUUUAUUAUAUUGUUGUCGAAAGUUUUAUAAAUCUGUAUAAAUAUAUUCUGUUGAAGAA